Messenger RNA from Adelges cooleyi (spruce gall adelgid), 955 nucleotides. It is a transcript of the gene Dak1, whose product is annotated as UMP-CMP kinase. The record is from RefSeq and is a predicted model, not a curated record. Bases 215 to 829 code for a protein of 204 amino acids. Gene Ontology annotation, biological process: 'de novo' pyrimidine nucleobase biosynthetic process; UDP biosynthetic process; CDP biosynthetic process. The transcript is spliced from 2 exons. Lineage: Eukaryota; Metazoa; Arthropoda; Insecta; Hemiptera; Adelgidae. Gene Ontology annotation, molecular function: UMP kinase activity; ATP binding. Gene Ontology annotation, cellular component: cytoplasm; nucleus.
AUUAUAAUUCAUAAUAAUAUUCACCGAUUAUCGUACUAGGUAGUACCUAGCGGCUUGCUAAUGAAUUAUUUGCUGUUUUUUUUUUUUAACUGAUAAAUUACAUUAAUUAAAAAAAUAGUAUUACAUAAAUACUUAUCUGUUGUACGUAGCUUAAAAUUAUAUCUUUCAAUUAUACAACAUAAGAACUCAAAACAAUGAUGUUUUAGUUAUUUUCAUGGUAUUCUUCCGUUCUGUAUACCGUUUGUUGAUCAUGAGCAAACCUCAAGUGGUAUUUGUUCUCGGAGGCCCAGGUGCUGGUAAGGGUACGCAAUGUUCUAACAUAGUAUCUAAAUUUGGCUUUGUUCACCUAUCUGCGGGUGAUCUAUUAAGAGCCGAACGUAGUAAACCAGAUAGCAAAUAUGGAGAAUUAAUUGAUACUCACAUAAAGAACGGUACAAUAGUACCUGUAGAAGUUACUUGUAAACUCAUACAAAAUGCAAUGGUAGCAUCAGCAGCCAACAGGUUUCUGAUUGAUGGAUUUCCACGGAACAAAGAUAAUAUGAUUGGUUGGAACACAACUAUAGGUGACCAAGUCGAUUUGCUGUUUGUAUUAUUUUUAGACUGUCCCGAGGAGGUGUGUAUUGAACGGUGUAUGAAACGAGGUGCUGCAGGAAGUGGUCGUGCAGAUGACAACUUGGAAAGUUUGAAGAAGAGAAUCGUAACAUUUGUAAAUGAUUCCAUGCCAAUUAUUGAAUAUUUUAAAGAAAAAAAUUUAGUUAAAAGAGUUGAAGCAGGGAAAAAUGCUGAUGAUGUUUGGGCUGAAAUUGAACAAUUAUUUAAAAACCUUUAAAUAAUGUAACUUAUUAGAUUUUAAUUGCUAUUAACCAAAAAUAAUUGUUUACAACCUUACACUCCUGCACUAUUUUACAAGGUUUCAUUGAGAGCACAAUUAUUACAUCAAUAAAUAAUUAGGUAA